Paramecium pentaurelia is the source of this 910-nucleotide messenger RNA. The record is from the annotation of a GenBank genome assembly. NCBI's taxonomy places the organism in Eukaryota, Ciliophora, Oligohymenophorea, Peniculida, Parameciidae.
AUGUCUCUAAAAUACUCAGAUCUCUAUGAAGAAUUAGAGACCAUAGGAAGUGGAAGUUAUGGUAUCAUGAUAUUCCAUUUUCAAUAGGAUCUGCUUAUUUGGUUAAGAAUAAAAAGACUGGUCAAUUAUCAGUGGCUAAAAAAGUUCAUUUAGGGAAGCUCUCAGAGAAAGAGAAAAUAAGUGCUUUGAGAGAAGCAGAACUUUUAAAAAGUCUUGAUCAUCCUAAUAUAGUGUAAUACAUGGGAAGUUUUGCAGAUAGUAGUUAAUUGAUAAUAUUAAUGGAAUAUUGCGAAGGUAAAUUAUAUAAUUUUAUAAAUUGUUUAGAAGGAGAUUUACAAUAUCACAUAAAAAAAAGAAAGUAAGGUAAAUAAAUCCAAUACUUUCCUGAGAAAAUGAUUUUGAAUUGGUUUAUUCAAUAAUUAUUUGCUCUCUAAUUCAUCCAUUCUAAAAAGAUCUUACAUAGAGAUAUUAAAACAAGUAACAUAUUUCUUACUUCAAAUGGAACAGGUAUUAAAUUAUAUUGUUAUUCUUAGUUAAACUUGGAGAUUUUGGUGUUUCUAAAGUAUUAGAAAGUACUAUAGAUUAAGCAUCAACUGUUGCUGGUACUCCUUAUUAUAUGAGGUAUUGAAGUAUUUCUGAUAAUAGUCCAGAAGUUUGUGAAAAUAAACCAUAUACUUUUAAAUCUGAUGUUUGGGCUCUUGGAUGUGUUUUACAUGAAUUAUGUACUUUCAAACAUGCUUUUGAUGCUAAGAAUAUUUUAAGUCUUGUAACUAAAAUUUUAAAUGGAUAAACUGAAACUCUACCUUCUCAUUAUUCAAAGGAUUUACAAUAAUUAAUACAUAGACUUCUUACUAAAUAAGUAUAAUCACGUCCUCUAGUUGCUGAAAUUANUCUUUUAGAGUAGUAUUGA